AUGGCGAGAAAGAGUAAGGGACGACAAAAGGUUGAGAUGGUGAAGAUGAAUAAUGAAAGCAAUCUCCAAGUAACUUUCUCCAAACGUCGAGCCGGACUUUUCAAGAAGGCGAGUGAAUUGAGCACUCUAUGUGGGGCUGAGAUUGCUAUUAUCGUCUUCUCACCCGGUCAGAAGGUCUUCUCUUUUGGCCAUCCUUGUGUCCAUACUGUGUUGGAACGUUUUGUUUGUGGUAAUCCACCACAAGCUGCUUCUGGAACCAUGAAACUCAUUGAGGCUCAUCGGAACACUAGUGUCCGUGAGCUAAACACGCAGCUCACUCAGGUUCUGAACCAACUCGAAAUCGAAAAGAAGCGAGGCGAGGAGCUUAACCAUAUGAAAAAGGCAAAUGAGAAUCAAUGUUGGUGGAUGGCUCGCAAGAACGAUAUGAGCUUGACACAACUUCAACAACUGAAGGCCUCUCUCGAUGAACUAAAGAAGAAUGUUGCUAAGCAAGCUGAGAAGAUUGUGAUUCAUACCCAAAAUAAUCAUCAUCCUCAUCCUCAUCCUCAUCAUCAUCAUCCUAACCAUCCUUUUUUUCUGGGAAGUUCUUCCGGUGGAGUAGGUCUUCCUUUUGAGACAAAGCCUGCUGGAUUCAGUUCUAGCAUUGUUCCAUUCAACAAUCCGAACAUGAUACCUCCACAGUAUCAUGGAUUUGGCCAAGGAUUCUUCUAA
Messenger RNA from Carica papaya (papaya), 711 nucleotides. Lineage: Eukaryota; Viridiplantae; Streptophyta; Magnoliopsida; Brassicales; Caricaceae. The record is from RefSeq and is a predicted model, not a curated record.